UUUCAUUACAAAAGUCAAAUCAAAGCAAAUAAUUAGGAGUGGUUCAAGAGCUACCUGCAGCUUUGACCGGUUCCAAACAGGUGAGACCGAAGAGGGAGGUGCGGAGGACCAGGUACACUACAGGUGACUUCUUCCUGGGAUCCUGCAGGGCAGGAAGGAUUCCCUUCCUUAUUAAGGACUUCAGUGGUUCACCGAAUGAGCGUCCUUUCCAAUUUACACUCACGAGAUGAAGCCGGUGUUCAGUGAGUGAGGAAACAGCUCCGAAUGAAAAGAAAUUCCUCUUCGUAGAUUUCUCUUUAAUUCACAGUCAGAUGAAGGUCCUGCAGGUAGAGCUCCCUGGAAGCCUACAUCUGAUGGAGAAGCUGAGCUGCCCGAACAACGACAGAUUUUAAGAAGAUCUGGAAGCAUGCACCUGCAGAAUCAUCACACUGGACUCGUUGGGGAAUGAUUUCUGGAUUGCACAUAUAUUGUCUCUCACUCGGGUAACGAGACUGGAAACCCGCCCUGCCUCAGAUGUACGGCACACAUCAGGCCCCAGAUGUGUAGGAAGAGACCCGCAGGCAUGGGUCUCGCAAGGCACAUGGCUUUUCGUUCUUGGAACUGGUUGCUAUGGCUGAUGGUCCUUGCAUGUUCCGAAGCAUCCUCGUAUGUGAAUGAGUCCUCCAACUCCACUGCCCAGCAGGCACCUGAUGCUCGGUUUGCUGCUUCCAGCUCAGACCCUGAUGAAAGAAUAUCUGUGUUUGAACUGGAUUAUGACUAUGUUCAAAUUCCCUAUGAGGUCACCCUCUGGAUAUUGCUUGCAUCCCUUGCAAAAAUCGGUUUCCACCUUUACCACAAGCUGCCCCACCUCAUGCCAGAGAGCUGUCUCCUCAUCAUCGUGGGUGCGCUGGUGGGUGGCAUCAUCUUUGGCACCCACCACAAAUCGCCUCCAGUCAUGGAUUCGAGCAUUUACUUCCUGUACCUCCUUCCGCCCAUCGUGCUGGAGAGCGGCUACUUCAUGCCCACGCGGCCCUUCUUUGAGAACAUCGGCUCCAUCCUGUGGUGGGCAGGCCUGGGGGCCCUGAUCAAUGCCUUUGGCAUUGGUCUCUCCCUCUACUUCAUCUGCCAGAUCAAAGCCUUCGGCCUUGGCGACAUCAACCUGCUGCAGAACCUGCUGUUUGGUAGCCUGAUCUCGGCGGUGGACCCCGUGGCCGUGCUGGCCGUGUUCGAGGAGGCGCGCGUGAACGAACAGCUUUACAUGAUGAUCUUCGGGGAGGCCCUGCUCAAUGACGGAAUCAGUGUGGUCUUAUACAACAUACUAAUCGCCUUCACGAAGAUGCAUAAAUUUGAGGACAUAGAACCUGUGGACAUUCUGGCUGGGUGUGCCAGAUUUGUCAUCGUGGGCUGUGGGGGAGUGUUUUUCGGCAUCAUUUUUGGGUUCAUCUCGGCUUUUAUCACGCGCUUCACCCAGAAUAUCUCUGCCAUUGAGCCGCUCAUUGUGUUCAUGUUCAGCUAUCUGUCUUACUUAGCCGCCGAGACCCUUUAUCUCUCCGGCAUCCUGGCAAUCACAGCCUGUGCGGUGACAAUGAAAAAGUACGUGGAGGAGAACGUGUCCCAGACGUCCUACACGACCAUCAAGUACUUCAUGAAGAUGCUGAGCAGCGUGAGCGAGACCUUAAUCUUCAUCUUCAUGGGCGUGUCCACCAUCGGCAAGAACCAUGAGUGGAAUUGGGCAUUCAUCUGCUUCACACUGGUCUUCUGCCAGAUCUGGAGAGCCAUCAGCGUGUUUACUCUCUUCUAUGUCAGUAACCAGUUCCGGACUUUUCCCUUCUCCGUCAAGGAUCAGUUCAUAAUCUUCUACAGUGGCGUGAGAGGCGCCGGAAGCUUUUCCCUUGCGUUUCUGCUUCCUCUGUCCCUCUUUCCUAGGAAGAAAUUAUUUGUUACUGCUACUUUAGUCGUUACGUAUUUCACUGUAUUCUUUCAGGGAAUCACAAUUGGCCCACUGGUCAGGUACCUGGAUGUCAGAAAGACCAAUAAAAAAGAAUCCAUCAAUGAAGAGCUUCACAUUCGGCUGAUGGAUCAUCUGAAGGCUGGGAUUGAAGAUGUAUGUGGGCAAUGGAGUCACUACCAAGUGAGAGACAAGUUCAAGAAGUUUGAUCAUAGAUACUUACGGAAAAUUCUAAUCCGGAGGAACCUGCCGAAGUCAAGCAUCGUUUCUUUGUAUAAGAAGCUUGAGAUGAAGCAGGCCAUCGAGAUGGUAGAGACGGGGAUACUGACCUCUGCUGCUCUCCCCACACCCUAUCAGCCCGAGAGGAUACAGGGAACCAAGCGGCUUUCCCCUGAAGACGUGGAGUCCAUGCGAGACAUUCUGACAAGAAACAUGUACCAAGUUCGACAAAGAACUCUGUCCUACAACAAAUAUAACCUCAAGCCCCAAACAAGUGAGAAGCAGGCCCAGGAGAUUCUCAUCCGCCGCCAGAACACCUUGAGAGAGAGCAUGCGGAAAGGGCAGAGUCUGCCCUGGGGAAAGCCAGUAUGUGCGGGUACCAAGAACUUUCGCUACCUCUCCUUCCCCUACAGCAAUCCCCUGUCAGCAAGGAGAGAAGCAAGGGCUGCUGAACUCACAGAUGAUGACGGCAUCGAUCCCGGACUCCAGCCCUUGAUGUUCAGAGCACACUCGCGAGCAGGGUCCCUUCAGGAAAGACGGCAGACCCAGGCAAUGAUCCCGAUGAAGAGCUUUCACAGAGGAGAGAAGGCCCUCAGCUUCAGCUACCGGAGCAACAGCAGCUGGGAGGAGCAUGCUGGAUGGGGCAGGCGGGACGUCAUCCGGCCCAAGCCACUGUUCUAUGCAGUAGAUGAGGAGUAUGAAUCUGGAGAGCAGACCGAGGAGGAGACACCAGCAACCGGGUCCAGAUGGAUAGCCGAGCAUAGACAUAGCAGAGAACACUACAAAUCCCACAAUCCUUUGCUCCAUAGAAAAUAGUUCACUACGCGAAGGCUGUUGGGUCUUUCCAGAGUCUCUCUUCUAUCACCAUAAAACAAAAAUUCUUACAGUUGAGAACAGAGCUAUUGACUUUACAUUUUUGAAGCUCUUGGACACCUACCUAUAAAACAGGAUGACUUUCCAAACAAACUUGAAGGAUGAGCCACAUACUUGUCUUGUGCCUUUGUGUGUCACAGACCUUAACUCCUCACAACAGCCAAUCACAUCUAAGGAUUAUAGAAAUCUACCAAGUUCUUCUGAUUUUCUUACAGACAUCAAGGGGGCAGUGCUUGGAUUUGGAGAUAUGCAAUGAUGGAAGCCAUUAGGAAAACUCAUUGCUGAAAAAAGAACCAAAGAACUAAAAAAUUCAUCUCUUAGAAUAUAUAGGAACCUUCUGUUACCACCAUCUGAAAUAUGCCAUAUGUCAAGAACUAUGUGUGAUUGAUUAACAAUUCCUAUUCCUAUAGACUGUACAUAUGUGUAAUUAGCAAUCAGUUAGAACUGUCACGGACCUUUGAAGUCAUUUGACUCAGUUCCUUGAGUUUUCAGAUUGGGACACUGACAAAGGUCCCAUGGCAGGUUUGGUCACCUUGCAAUGUGAAUACAUUUGGCAUUAAUUCUUUUCGAACUCUUCUGUUUUCAAAGAUACAGUAAUAUUCCUCAAGUGAGAGGUAAACUUUGUGGCAACAUUGUUAUAUUUAAUCAGCGAUAUCAAUAGAUGUGAUCUACAUUAUA
This is a messenger RNA of Myodes glareolus (Bank vole), 3697 nucleotides long. It is a transcript of the gene Slc9a4, whose product is annotated as solute carrier family 9 member A4. Gene Ontology annotation, biological process: regulation of intracellular pH; sodium ion import across plasma membrane; proton transmembrane transport. Gene Ontology annotation, cellular component: plasma membrane. The record is from RefSeq and is a predicted model, not a curated record. Gene Ontology annotation, molecular function: sodium:proton antiporter activity; potassium:proton antiporter activity. Lineage: Eukaryota; Metazoa; Chordata; Mammalia; Rodentia; Cricetidae.